CGUGACGUUUUUGGCGGACUUCAAGUGGGCUGUGUCAAGUCGAGACGCAACGAGCUGGUGUGCAAGUUAAUUCGCGAGAAUCAGCCCAGUAGGUCGCUAUUGUUAUAGUGUCACAAGCCGCAAGAAACUCAAACUACCUCGAACUACCGUGUGUAUAUAUUGGAUAUGCAGUAGAAUUCGACCUAAACUGGAAUGUAAAAGCAACUGCGUCAUUUGUAGUGUGUAUUACCGCUUGCUUUGUUGCAUCAUUUUCUCGCUAGUGAUCGUAGCGAUGAAUAUUAAGCCGAAAAGCCGCCCAUGGCCAGUUGCGCCGAAAAAAACCAUACGGCUUCGUAUUCCCGGCCCUCGGGGCAAGUGUUUCACAAACCGUCCCGAAUGGGAAGAGCGGAUGACAGCGAAACAAAUCAAGCCAAGACCACGUCGAAUGGUGUUCCGCAUCAAGGAGCAAGCGAACAUCCACAACAGCAUCAUUCAAUAUGUACGCGACAAUGCCGAAUCAGACAAAAGCGAUGAUGAUGAUGAGAAUGAUUCUGGAACGUUGAUUCCCGAUAAUGAUGUGUUGAAUAGCAGCAUGGCAUCAAUCAAUAUCAGCGGAAGCCAGAAGGAAAUUGGUCACAACAGCGGUGAAGCCAUCAACGAGAUCCGGGACUGUGAAACCGAACCGCACUAUCAACACCUUGCAAUCACUACAGCGUCACUCAACCCUGAACAUGCCACUUACUCCGAACCAGGUGUAACGGAUGUGCUGACACAGCUGCGGGGUAAGUCCAGGGAGUCUGUGCAGGUCCGCCGCCAAAACGAUGGGCCGUCUGUUCCGGCAUGUUUGGCAUCUUUUUCAGAAUCCCUCGACGAAGAGAUGUGUACAGUAACACCACUCCUUGAACUAUUUGCGAUGAGCGCAAUCGCAUCAACGGAAACAGAUGCCGAUACUGAGGAUGAAGAGGAGAUGGAUUAUAGAUACAUUCGCAGCAGCUUCGCCUCACAAACAGCACUGCAGUACUGGCUAAACGAACUUGAACAGUGUUUCGAGGAAGCAAAACUAUUGGCCUCGGCUCUGGGUAUUGACCGCAUAGACGACAAACAACAGUACGAAGACGACGAACAGUAUGAAGACGACGAAACCCUGUAUGAAGAUGCCGAACGGCAGUAUGUAGAAGACCCCAAGCCCACACCUGAAAGUAAGGCUUACCAGCAACAGGUCUUGGGUAGAUUAUGGGCAUUGCUGGCGCGCAACAACGGUCCACCAAAAGAUAACUGUGAGGUGGACGACUGUUUCGAAGCAGGUAAUGCAUCAGCUUCAAACACUGACAUUGAAGACAACGAAAUACAGCUCAGAGACAGUGAACACUGUGAUGACGACGAAAUACAGCGCAAAGACAGCGAACAGUGUGAUGACGACAAAAUAGAGCUCAGUGACAGCGAACAACAGUACGAUGACGACGAAAUACAUUACGAAGACAACGAACAUCAGUACGAUGGCGACGAAAUACAUUACGAAGACAACGACAACGAAGCCAACAAGUAUGAAGAAGUCUCCCAGGCCGUAGCUGAUUGGAAAGCCUACCAAAAACGGGUCUCACGUACGUUAUCGACAAUAUACGAGGCACAAUCGUAUGAGGAAGAGUACCUAGAUCAGAGCAUUGACCGUAUAGGCGACGAACAGCAGUAUGUAUACAACUCCCUGUCUAUACAGCAUAUGAAAGCUUACGAAGAACAGAAGGCACGUAGAAUAUUGACUCUGCUACAGCGCAUGGACGAUACACCUAACGAAGACUGUGAAAUUGAACACUCUUUCUACUUCAAUAAUGCAUUAACUUCAAAAACUGGCAAUGAAACCUACGAACAGUACAUAGACUACGAACAACAUGACAGAGAACCACAGGCCAUAACAGAUGGGAAUGAUGACCAACGACUUGUAGCACAUGGCUUAUGCACAUUGUUAGAGCGCAAAAAUGGUCCACCAAUAAAUGACUGUGAAAGUGAGGACUCUUCGCGUGAAAAUAAUCGUUCAGACGACGAACAACAGUACGAGGAAGAACCCCUGCCCAUAGAGCACUCAUGGUACGGAAAAGACCCGUCCACUUCAAUCAGUCUGGGAAGCUCCGACGCUGAUAUGUCAACCGAACAAACGAGAGAUUCUGGUAGUAAUUUGCGAGAACCGAGUGAGGAUUCUUUCUUCGAAUAUGAACCAGAAGCUUCAAAAUCUCCGGUUUGCAGCGAAGCUGAAAUGUCAAUCCAACAACUAAAAUAUCCUGGUGGUUUGUUGAGCAAAUUCGUGCAGGAUAUACCCGAAACUAUUUCUAUCGCAGAAAUUGAUACUGAUGCGGACGAGAUCGAUGACAAAUAUGAAUUGACUAAAACCGGGCUUGCGAAAUGUUUUGUAGACUAUUGGAUUGACAAGCAAGAACAUUAUAACAUUGAGGCGCAAGCGUUGGAAAAGGCUCUGAGCGUUGAGCAUGUAACCGACAAAGACUAUGGUACAAACUAUUCGCCAGCACCUGGUCGCAAUAAUGAUUGUACUGGAGCCGUUCCACGACAGCAUGCUGCGCCGAAGCGUCAUGUUAAAACUGAUCCCAAAGAUGUUGCGAUAGUGGACGAUGCGAUUCGCCACGACAAUAACACUCCAAAACCUAGCUUCCUCGACUACUGUGAUGUAGAGACACCGUGUCUGCCGAAGGUAACAUAUGAUAAAAAUUACAAGCGAUCAUACAAAUCAACAAAAGCUGUUAGAGAUGCUAUCGAUGACAAACAGGAGCCUAAGCGCAUGAUGAUUAAUGGCCACAUAAUACUGGUCGAAGCAACUGGCCCUAACUGGAAAGCAUUGCCAAAACAUCAAGCCGUAAAGUAUGAACGGAAGCAGUCGAUCAAGGCGAAGUCAAGGAAGGAUGAUACCCAAAGGCGUACGCGGCACAAGAAUGCUACCAAAGAAACUUCGAACAAAGCACCAUAUCUUAAUGAUUGGUCAAGCACAUCUUUUUUACAUUCAACCACAUCGCAGGGCCGAACCAGCAAAUUCAUCGAUUACACUACCGCAGAGAAGGAAUUGGAUCGCAUAAUUAAUAGCUGGGGAUAUACGAUGAAUGCUACCGAUUACAUAAACGGCUUAGAACGGAGCCGGCAAUCGCAGGUACCGAUGCCACCAACUGACGAAUGUGCCAGGAAGCAGCGGGGCGAUGAUAGGCGGCUGGGAAAUUUCAUCCAAAAUAUGGGUGUACACAAAUUCCCGAUGGGGCACUUGCCCACAAACAAAGAGCUGAUCGCCAGCGAUCCGUGCAAAGAGAUCGUGGCGGGUUUGCGGAUGCUCAGCACGCAAAACGCAAAGGACCGUGUCGAUCCUUAAUAUUCGGGCUUAAGAAGCGCGCACUCGCGACCGACAAUCAUCAAUUGCGCGAAACGAACGUAUAAUAAUAGUAAUAAGAGGAUAGAAUGUGUACGAAAAUGCAUACUUGUUGCGAACUCAAAAAGGAAUUACAUAGAAAUCGAAAUAAAGCAGGCAUGUCCGGCACGCGUGCGAUAAACGCUCUGCCUAACUAUGUUUUCUCCCGA
Anopheles merus is the source of this 3546-nucleotide messenger RNA. RefSeq lists its product as uncharacterized. Bases 272 to 3340 code for a protein of 1022 amino acids. The transcript is spliced from 7 exons. NCBI's taxonomy places the organism in Eukaryota, Metazoa, Arthropoda, Insecta, Diptera, Culicidae. The record is from RefSeq and is a predicted model, not a curated record.